ACGCCCAAAGACCUGCAUGUACACGCUGUUUACGUGCCAACUACGAAUGUACAUUCUUGAUGCCCCAAAAGAAGCGUGGUCCCUUGGAUGGCUCCAAACAAGGUGUGAAAUCAGAACUCUCUAGCACCGUCGGCCAAUUGGGUUCAUCAACUACUAUUACCACGAGUACUACCGACACGACACUUUCAGAUCAAAAUGCACGACUGCGACGGUCAUGGGAGGCGCACGCGCAGAAGCUGGAGCAACGAACGUGGCCCGAUGCAUCAUCCGAUCCCUUCUCAAAGGAGGUGCAGGACCAUCUAGUGGAGGUGUUCUUCGAGUUUUGCUUUGAAGAUUUCAACUUCUUCAGUCCUGCCCGAUUCCUCCAGAGUUACUCCCAGGGCACUCUCAACCUCAGUCUCUUGAACGCCGUCUGUGCGGUCGCAGCCCGAUUCUCAAAUCACCCAGCAGUCGUCACAACACCGCCAUGCAUGUCUGGAGAGCCCUUUGCGUCAAAGAUCAGAUCUCGGAUGGGUGCGCUUGUUGUGGAGAUGACUACUGAUACUGUUCACACACUGAUACUGCUGGGGUUCUACGAAUACAUUUCAGGAAGCCAUCUUCGAGGUUAUCGCUUUGAGGGCAUCGCAGGCAGGAUGGCGACUGAACUUGAGCUCCACAAGGUUUUUGCACAAAAAAUAACUGGUCCUUAUGACUCGGAGGAGGAGCGGGUGACGGCCGAGAUCAAAGUCCGAACGUUUGCCUUUCUCUUGGGAUCUGAUGCUGCUAACUCUGCGGUUGGUGGUAUUCCACCAUUGUUUGAUUCCACGCAGUUUGAGCCUUGGAUUGUGCCGUUUGAGGCUGACUGGUGGGUGGAGCAAGCGUCUGAGCGACAAAUCGGGACGCAGCGAGAGGAGCAAGCUAUAAACCCAGCAUGUGUGUUGAUCCUGGGCAAGGCACUACGACCGCGCCCUAUUCGAGGAUUUGGAGAUCCGAGUCUGACUGUGCCGAUCCUUCAAGUUGGCAUAUCGGUCUGGAGGUUCACCAACACUGGAGUCGUCCCCGAGACCGUAUCAUCCUCCUUUCCAACCGCCAACAUCUCCAAUUUGGCAUCACCAAUAACACCAACAACCCAGCAGAGCGAUACAAAGUUGACAUCACGCCAUUGGCGCGAGAGUGGACCAGUCAUUCAGAGACUCGACGCAGCAGCAGAGGCUUGGAGGCGACAACUCCCAGAAGACUGUAUGCCAACUAGUGCAAAGUCUUCUGUCUGGCGCACCGACAUCAACAUUAUCCACCACACGUUUUAUUACUACACUCUCCGGAUAUCGCUCUAUCGACCUGCGUUGCUGAGGGUGGGGAUGGCCGCUAACAAUGACCGAGAGAGGAAAAGGGAGUUAUCGAGGCAGGAUGGUGCGACGGGAAAAUCAGAAAUAACGACCAGUGUUGGUGUCGACACCGACGCGCCAGGGAUGGAUAGGUCUGCGCCGGACAAGGAUGCUAAGGCGGAGGAUCAACGGUUCUUGAGGAUGGCCCUGGAAGUAUGUCAUGACGCUGCGAAUCAGAUCACGGACAUUGUCAAUCAGUUUACAGAGCGGCUUGUCAGGAUCCGAGGGAGCCAUCUCAGCUUCGCCAUCUUCAUCGCCGGCACCGCGUAA
This is a messenger RNA of Linnemannia hyalina, 1634 nucleotides long. NCBI's taxonomy places the organism in Eukaryota, Fungi, Mortierellomycota, Mortierellomycetes, Mortierellales, Mortierellaceae. The record is from the annotation of a GenBank genome assembly.